Messenger RNA from Chionomys nivalis (European snow vole), 1870 nucleotides. RefSeq names its product mitochondrial ribosomal protein L57 (gene Mrpl57). Gene Ontology annotation, biological process: mitochondrial translation. Gene Ontology annotation, molecular function: structural constituent of ribosome. Bases 105 to 413 code for a protein of 102 amino acids. Gene Ontology annotation, cellular component: mitochondrial ribosome. The transcript has 2 exons. The record is from RefSeq and is a predicted model, not a curated record. Lineage: Eukaryota; Metazoa; Chordata; Mammalia; Rodentia; Cricetidae.
UCGCACCGGGGCCCCAGCCAGCCUCGGAGGAGACUCGCGCGCGCGUGCGUCCUCGCUUCGGUCAGUGUCUGAGAACUCGGAGGUGAGAGCGUCUAAGAGGCGCCAUGUUCCUCACCGCUGUCCUCCUCCGCGGCCGCAUUCCGGGCCGGCAGUGGAUCGGGAAGCACCGGCGGCCACGGAACGUGUCUUCCCAGAUGAAGGCGAACAUGCUGCGUCGCCUGGAGGUGGAGGCCGAGAACCACUACUGGCUGAGCAUGCCCUACAUGACGGCGGAGCAGGAGUACGGUCACGCCGCGCAGCGCCGGGCGCAGGCGUUCGAGGCCAUCAAGGCGGCCGCCACUUCCAGAUUCCCCGAGCAUAGAUAUGUCGCCGACCAGCUAGGCCAUCUCAACGUCACCAAGAAAUGGUCCUGACCUGGAGUCAUCACCUUUGCGCUCAUGGAGACGAGACUGUUGUGUACUUUGCUGGCCCCGGAGCUGAAGGAAAAUGUAUUUAUGUAACCUUCGACCAGAAUAUUAUUAAAGCAAACGUGAUUAAUAGUUGUUUCCUCUAGGAUAUUUGGGACUCUCCCUAAGCACUGGCUCACGCCUGUGACCCUCACACCCAGGAGGAAGAGGGAGAGAAAUCUCUGCUGGUGUGCUCAGACCCAGCCUCAGAAAGCCAAGAAAAGAAUAUUUGGGGCUCUAACCUGGCUAUCUGUGCGUAAUUUCUGAUCAAUUUCAGUUGUGGUUUGUUUGUUUCCUGACCUCAAAAAGGUAGCCUUGCCUGUCUCCAGGUGCUGGAAUGAAAGGCAUUGGCUCCCUGCCCUACUGUGAAAUGUGGUGUUUUAUUUAUUUUGGAGCCAGGUCUCCCUGUGUAUUGAACUCACGAGAUCCGCUGGCCUCCACCUCCUAACGCUGGGGUCAGCGGCUCCCCUUCGCACCUUGAGCCUUUUUUUUAAAUGCUGUUCUGUUAUAAAACUAACUUGAGGAGUCUAAUCUGAGACACUUGUCUAGGACUUUGUUGUACGAGUUUUGUUAGUUUCUGUCUAGAACAGCACCUAUGUGUGGGGAGCAACUCCGUCGGUGGGGGAUGGGAUAUGUUGAACACUAUUUCACAGGAGUCCCCUAAGACUAUCAAAAAACAUUUACGAUUCAUAACAGCAGCAAAAUUACAGCUAUAAACGUGCAAUGAAAACAUUUUAUGGUUGGGGUCACAGCAUUAGGAAGUUUGAGGACCACUGGUCUAGAGUGUUUACUCCCCAGCACAAUAAGCUGGGUAUGGUGGAGCAUACCUGGAAUCCCAGCAUUCUGGAGAUGGAGGCAGAUCAGAAGGACAAGGUCAUAGCCCACUGUGGAGCAAGGUUGAGGCCAGCCUGAGAUACAUGAGACCAUUUCGCAAAAGAAAGCAGUAUUUUCAUCCAGGAUUUGAGCACCGUGAGCGGACGUGUGAAGUGAAAAACGUUAAAGUCAGGCGGUGGUGGCGCACGCCUUUAAUCCCAGCACUCAGGAGGCAGAGGCGGGCGGAUCUCUGUGAGUUCGAGACCAGCCUGGUCUACAGAGUGAGCUCCAGGACAGCCAAGGUUAGACACAGAGAAACCCUAUCUCAAAAAACAAAAACCAACAACAAAAAUGUUUAUUGAAACUAUUAACAGGAAAGUUUCUGGUUUUUCUUGAGCACAUCUCCUAUGUUGCCCAUGCUGGCCUGGAACUCCUGUCCAUACUAAAUGGAGAUAGAUGGAGUACAAGAUUUUUUGUUUUGUUAAAACAAGAACGCACACAGCUUUUUUUGAACUAGGUCUUGCCAUGCUGCUCAGGUUGUUGAACUUCUGGACUAAAUUGAUCCUGACUCAGUCUCCCGGGUAGCUCGCCGGGUCUACAAAUGCACAGCA